AUGGGAUUUGGCACCCGAGUCAAGCUUAUCCUGGAUAUUUCCAAAGCCCAGAUUACACCGAAAAACCCUCCAUCACUCCGGACGCUCAGAUAUGCAUCAUAUACAUGGGCUUAUUUCGAAAUAAAACAGAUCGAGGGCAAUUUGGAGUACCAGUGGACCAAGCUGAACAUCUUCACCCGAUGGGUGGCGUCCACUAAUCAGACAUUCCUGCUUCUUUUCGAUCCGAAACCGUCCGUUCAGGAGUCAAUUCUCGAGUCGCUAUCAGAUUCAACUCUGUCGGAGUCUCAAUUGAGGAUUCCAUUCUGGCCAUACUCGCACGUGUUCGAGAUUAUAGCCGAUCUCGAAGAGGCCGCCGUUUGGGCUAUCCGUAAUCAAGUGAGGGCGAUUGAAAAAGAGACGAAUCCAGAUAUAGCCCAACGACCGAAUUACAGGAGAAUGCAUGACAUUGCCCGCCACGCUAUACAUGUCAACGAGAAUCUAGAUGUCUCGGUGCAGAAUAUCGAGACUAUCCUAAAGCACUAUACUCUCUACAUGAGACCAAAACGGAAAGAGUCAUACUUCGGCGCAGGCGAAGAUAUCCGGAAUCAACUAGAAUUCUUUCGGGGCUAUAUCGCAAAUCUACGCCAUCGCUCCGUCUCCAACGAGAAACGGCUUCAGAACGAGAUCCAACUAGCCUUCAAUACUGUCGCCCAGGCUAGUGCGGCAACCUCUGUGGAGAUAGGUCGGGCCGCACAGAUCGAUAAUUCGGCCAUGAAGACGAUCGCAUUUGUCACGCUAGCCUUUCUCCCACCUACCUUUAUCUCGUCGAUUUUUAGCAUGUCAUUCUUCCAGUGUGGGGACAAUGGCUGGGGCAUGUCGAACAAGUUUUGGCUCUACUGGGUGGUUGCUAUUCCAACAACCAUUGCUACAGUCAUGAUUUGGCAGUACUGGCAUAAAAUCUCCCCCAGCUUGCAUCAUCAGCCAACGGUAAUUCCUAGCCCCAAAGAACAUGUAUAA
Penicillium expansum is the source of this 996-nucleotide messenger RNA. Its product is annotated as Mg2+ transporter protein, CorA-like/Zinc transport protein ZntB. The record is from RefSeq and is a predicted model, not a curated record. Gene Ontology annotation, biological process: transmembrane transport; metal ion transport. Gene Ontology annotation, molecular function: metal ion transmembrane transporter activity. The transcript is spliced from 2 exons. Gene Ontology annotation, cellular component: membrane. NCBI's taxonomy places the organism in Eukaryota, Fungi, Ascomycota, Eurotiomycetes, Eurotiales, Aspergillaceae. Bases 1 to 996 code for a protein of 331 amino acids.